Hyaloperonospora brassicae is the source of this 675-nucleotide messenger RNA. The record is from the annotation of a GenBank genome assembly. Lineage: Eukaryota; Oomycota; Peronosporomycetes; Peronosporales; Peronosporaceae.
AUGUGGGUCGACGCACACUGUGCGAAGGUCACGAGUCUCCGGUGGGGGCUUGCGGUCAAGAACAAGGGAUGUCCAGCGAUUUGGUUUGGCCCUGAGCUCGAUUACCAACCGUCAAGGCUCGAGUGUCUUGUUUCGCCUCCUGGCGGAGACGCCGAGGGAAUGCAGGUUCCUGAACUCGCACUCGAGUGCAAUCUGGAUUCCCUCCUUCGUCUGCUGCCGGCAUCGUAUCGGACUGCUAUUCUCGCGCCCGACAAUGCUCGCGACCUCGUGGACAUUUGCAUCGAUGCGGGCCGCGUGCCUAUCGCAUACACGGGGAGGAAACAGCGCGUUCAGCUCUGUCCAGACGGAUCCGUCGUGCCAAAGAGUGUCAUCGACGAGACCCCGACGGAUCUCGGCGGAGAAGAGCGCACAGGCAGCGACACAAUCGAGCCGGCAUUGAUGGUCAACUGCACGGCAUUGAUGGUCGAGUGCACCGCAUCUCCGUCCCGGGCGAAGGCGGCGGCCACGCAGGCCAAAGUCCAGACGCAGCAAAGUGGGGGGCCGAUGUUUGACGGGAUUGUCGAGCUCGACGCUGUGGUGCGCGGCCGUUGUGGGGUCGUUUGGGACGUGGCGCACGCCGUCGACCGCGUGCUCGCAGGUGCGAUGGGCGACGGGGCAGCAGAGACCCGGCAGUAA